CUCAACAGAAGCAAAAGGCUCAAGUAAAUUCAAUCCUCCAGCUAGAUCUGCACAAUUCCCCUUCUCUCACCACCUCGAACCUCUCGAUGCCACUCUGGGCAUCGAAGGUGUGUUUCGAGUUCGCCCUCCAUUCCCAUUCUGCCCUCUGGAUUGAGUUAACCUUAAGUUUACAUCACUUGAAAAGCCGACACUCGCCGCGCGUACCGCACCGCAAACCUCCAUCCACGGUCUUGCAACCAUCUCCUCUGGCCAGCGGGUUGACUCUCCCAUGGUGGAAUCGCCUAGGACAUUGCCCCCGUUAAUGGCCGGGCCGAGUAAUGACGAUGCAACAUCCAACGGCUUCACAAUGCCUCCACCUCCAAAUGCCGGAGGCAGCCCUCGGAUGUCAGAGUCUUCACCCGCUGACCGGAGAAGUGGACUCCCUCCGUUGGAGUCCAUGAGAGCCUAUCGGGCAUGUUUGAAUUGUCGAAGCAGAAAAAGUAAAUGUUACCUGGAGGCAAACGGUGGCAGACCGGUGAGUUUUUCUUUUUAUUUUCAUCUUCUCCACGGUCCCGUACCUUGAGAGUGGCUAUUUUCCUCGACAAGGCCAUGUUAACAUCUCGUCCUCGUGACUCGGAGGCACAUCACGCAGCUGUGGCUAUCACGGCUUCAAGAAAACAAACUGAUCGAGACAUCUAUUUAGCCUUGUCGAAGAUGCCAGCGAGAGGGAAAGGAUUGCGUCUUGGGGGAAAGCCAUCGUGGUGGUCGUAGAGUGAGAAAGAAACCGAAACUUGACGAGAACCUGACGCAAGAUAAUCAAACCUCUCCUAUUCAGGAUGAUUCGGUUGUUAUAAAUAACGGCAGCUCGUCUCCAAAUAAUUCGUUUUCUGGAUCAUCACUGCCUGUGCAGACUGCUGCAUACAAUCACGUUCCACAAUCGCCUCAUCUAAGAUCACCACCUUUUCAGCACAACUAUGGUACUCAACCAGAACCAACAUAUCCAUGGCCUCAACAAUUGACACCGGCUACUACCGUGAGUCAUAGUGACCCCCAUCGGGUGGAAGAUAAACUUGUAAGGAUCUUUUCUUCUGUGAAAGCCUUCCAAGUCAUGCUAACUUUCAUUCUAAAGCUCAACGGUUCCACGUCUUUAUUAGAAGGGAACUCAUCAAAAUCCGCAGAAAGAACGGGUGUUCAUGAAAAUAUUGCCUCCGUAGAUCUACAAAACCCAUCUGAUGCCUUGGAUAUCUUAGCUCAAGUCGCUCAUUCCGCCGAGGAUGGCGAAUCGCCACCAAGUGAUCAGCCUCAAAAUCAAGCAAGGAAUCAUCAAACCAGCCCAAUCGAAAGUCUCCAUAGCCCUCUUGUAACCAACCCGGACUCCUACCUUCACUAUAAGCCCGUUCAAGAUGGAAUGAUUAGUCCCGAGAUGAUUUACCACUUAUUCUCAAGGUAAGAUCCUGGGUGAGAAUUUCGUAAAUUUCCUUUCUAACCAGAAACAGCUAUGAAGAGUUUUUCCAUCCAUUCUUUCCCAUAAUUCCCCAAGAAACGUUCGACAGAGCAAGACUGCCAUGGAUGUCUCGGAAUGAACCUCAUUUGUUCUCUGCCAUUCUCACAGUUGCGUCCAAAGACCAAGAGAGAGUUCACCAACUUUGCUACGACCACAAUCAGCAGUUGGUUUCUAUGAUUCUAUCUGGCGCAGAUGCGGAUGUUGAAGCAGUCGAAGCGCUUUUACUCUUAUCACAGUGGGUUUCCCAUCGACCUCAAUCCACCCUUGCGGUUGGUCGUGGUGAAGAAGACCGUGUAGCUUGGAUGUAUAUCGGAACGGCAUUACGACUUGGCUACUUUCUUGGAAUCGAUAGGACGUCUUUCAAGAGCGAUGUUCAUGAAGAUCAAGCAAUUUUCAAUCGCAAAAGACUCGUAUGGUCGGCAUGCUAUAUUUGCGAUCGUCAAGUCUCUGUCAGAAUUGGAAAGGGUUUCUGGUCUAGAGGUCCUGGUCCUUUAUCUGGGCUCAGAUCUAGUGACUUCCCCACCCUCCAGCCUCCACCGAACUCCCAAAAUACCGAUGACUGGAGUCGUAUUUUUCAAGCCAACCUUGAGUUGACGCAGAUAUUUGGCAACGUCCACGAUAUCCUUUACUCUUCGAAAGGUCAUGGAUGGAAAGAAAUGCUAGAGGGUAGGUAUACAAAAUAUCUAGACGAUUUUCGCACUAGUAUUAGAAAUUGGCAUGAGCUUUGGGGAGAUUUUGCUUGUAAGCAUCGAACCUAUUCUGAUCUAAACAAAGUACUGAUACUCUAUAGGCUCUCCUAGACUGAAAGCAACCCUUCUGUUAACAUACGAAUACCUACGUCUAUAUGUAAAUGCAUUCGCCUACCAAGCCACUAUAUCACGAGCUCUCACUUUCCAACGAGAUAGUCAACGCACCCAAAAUCGACCGAUGCAAUUGAUAGAUGCCUCAGCCUCCGACGCAAGAUUCAUCUAUGAAGCACUUGACGCUGCUAAAUCUCUUCUGUCUACUUUCAACACGUUCGUUGAUCCCGAAACACUUCGAUAUAUGCCAUCGUCAUAUUAUCUGUACAUCAUCUAUAGCGCCGUAUUUCUUUACAAGGUAAACUCUACUAAUUCACCGAAAACCCUUAUAGACCCUCGCUAACCCAACCAAUUAUAGGCCCGCUCCACAACAACAAUGACCGAAGAAGAAAGAACAGUAGUCCGCCAAAUGAUCCAACAGACCAUCUCCCGCCUUGAGAAAGCCUCCGUAGGCGCCAACGGAAUGGGCUCCCGCUACGCGCGCCUCCUCCAACUCCUCUGGCGCAAAGCCCCCCACAAGCGAAUGCCACUCAACCAUCCAAACCACGACCCCACCACCACCACCACCAACUACCCCCUCAAUCCCGCCAACCAAACCCCAUACGAACACACCGGAUUCGCACCCAUCCAUCUAAGUCCCAACGGCCACGACGCCUCGCGGUUCGCAUCCCAGCCACGACCAGCGGGCCCGGGGACGUUUAGUUGGUUGGAUCUGGAUGCGACGUGGAAUUUUGCAACGCAGAAUAAUGGGAGUACGUUGAGUCAGGGAGGUGAUUCGGUGGAUACGGAGAAAGGCGUGGGGGGCAUGGGGAUGGAUGUUGAUGGGAUGAGUCCGUCGAAUUUCAAUUUUUGGGAUAUGGGGUUGUUGAGUGCCGAUUAUUCGUUGUUGGAGGGGGAUAAUCCGAAUUUGCUUUUUUGAUUUGAGGGGUUGGUUUAUUGGAAAGGAGGAAAAGGGGCGUUAUAUAGGAUGGAAAAACUUUGGAAAAUUUUGGGGAAUUAGGGAAUGGAGAAUGAGGGAUUGUAUUACCACUUGGAUUGGAUUGACAUGCACGGCGUUGGGUUAUUCGAUAGUCUGUAGGUACCUAGUUCAGCGCGGAGUCGAGUUGUCGUUGUAAGAAUAUCAUAUCA
This is a messenger RNA of Hymenoscyphus albidus, 3411 nucleotides long. NCBI's taxonomy places the organism in Eukaryota, Fungi, Ascomycota, Leotiomycetes, Helotiales, Helotiaceae. The record is from the annotation of a GenBank genome assembly.